Molecule: messenger RNA, 324 nt
Organism: Prunus armeniaca (apricot)
Lineage: Eukaryota; Viridiplantae; Streptophyta; Magnoliopsida; Rosales; Rosaceae
Source: the annotation of a GenBank genome assembly
AUGCCUGAAAGAUACGCUUUUACAUGGACUACUAUGGUUUCAUCUCACACUCGAGUGGGGGAUAUGAGUUCCGCGAGGAUAUUAUUUGAUGAGAAAAAGGAAAGGAACAUAGCUACUUGGAAUACUAUGAUCGACGGCUACGCUAGACUUGGCAAUGUGGAGUCUGCAGAGGAGUUGCUUAAUCACCCGCCAACUAAGGACAUAAUCUCAUGGACAACAAUGAUUGAUUGUUAUUCUCUGAACAAGAAAUCUGGGAAAGCAAUAGCAGUUUUUAAUGACAUGAGGAUGAAUGGGGAACUUGUUCUGUUGGAAUUCAGCAAUUGA